UUUGCUGCUGUGACACUUGCACGGUGUGCUGAUUCACCUCUCUAACAAUGCUGUGCAGGAGGUGACACCAUUCUGGGAACUGUACUGCUUAUUUCCAUCAUUCUGGAUUUUAGUAAUGAGAAGGCUGUAUAAUCCAAAGGAUGACGCUGUGAAGUAAAUACCAUCUCUGGCCAACAUGUUCAAACACUGGUGCCUUGGUUGUUGUAGUUCCAUCUCACAGAGGGUAAAGCAUUAUUUUCAUGAAAAUGGCUUUGAGCUCAAGAUGCUGUUAUCAUUUGCGGCGCCUCUGGUCUUUAUAAAUGUCAUGGAUUUUCUACCAAUCAUCAUAACUGCCAUGUUUGUUGGACAUAUUGGAAAAUUACAGCUGGAUGCCAUCAUGCUAGCAGUAUCGUAUACCUCAGUGUUUGGAGUUGCGGUGGGACUUGGUUUAAAUGCAGCCUGUGAUACACUCCUUUCCCAGAUUUAUGGAGGAAAAAACAUCAAACACAUUGGGGUCAUUGUCCAGCGAGCAAUCCUCAUCCUGUCUCUGGCAUGUUUUCCGUGCUGUGCCUUCUAUAUCAAUACCGAGAACAUCCUUCUGCUUUGUGGACAGAACAAAGACUUGGCAAGGGAGACUGAAUUGUGUGUUUUGGUCCUAAUUCCGACCCUUCCUGCAUUCUCCUUUUUCCAACUUGAGCUACGUUUCUUGCAAAACCAGGAGAUCAUGUGGCCUCAAAUCCUAAUAAGCUUAUUGGGAAGUAUUGUCGGUGCCAUUGUGAAUUACCUGAUGCUUUUUGUUCUAAAGUUUGGAGUCAUGGGUGCUGCUUUGGCAAUGACCAUAGGAAUAGUUUUUAAAUGCAUCUUGUUGUUUAUCUAUAUUCAAGUGAAAAAGCUGCAUGUUGCAUCCUGGCCAGGUUGGACAACAGAAUGUUUGAAAGACUGGUGGCCCUUCCUAGCAUUGGGCAUUCCUGGCAUUCUGGUAAUGGGCUUUGAAUUAUGGGCUUAUCAAAUUGCAAUGUUAUUAGCAGGUCUUAUUAACUUAGUGGAACUUGGAGGACAAUCUGUUCUGACUCAGUUAAUGACCCUAAUCCACAAGAUUCCCAUUUCUGUUGGCAUGGCUGCAAGCAUCAGGGUUGGCAUUUUUUUAGGAGCUGGAGAAACUGAUCAAGCAAAGAGAUCUGCUAAAUUGAGCAUGGUUGUAGUAGCUUUAUUUACACUGAUAUUCUUCAUUUUACUUCUUGUCCUGAAGAAACCACUUGGAGAAAUAUUUACCAAUGAUAAGGCUAUUAUUAUUCUGGUGUCCCAAACCAUGCCCAUCUGUGCCUGCUUUUAUGUUAUUUGUUCACCGGCUGCUGUUUUCAAUGGACUACUUAGAGGCAUUGGGAAGCCAGAGAUUGGGGCAUUGGCACUUGUUGUAGGUUACUGCCUUAUCACUUUUACAGUUGGUGUACCCCUCAUGUUUCCAUUGAAACUAGGUAUAAAAGGUUUUUGGAUUGGAAUAAUUGCUGGGUUUGCUUGUAUUGAUCUCUUCUUUUCUAUAUAUUUCUGGAAAGUAAACUGGAACCUUAUGACAGAAAAGGCUAAGGAACUUGUAGGCAUGAGAAAGAACCUUGGAUUUUUUGAGCAUAGUAUUGAUGUUCCAGAUGACAGGGAACUUACCAACUAUGCUGCCCUACAUUCCAGCAGUAGUGAAAUUGAGCUCCAACAAAAAGAUACUUCAGAUGUGGCAGAAGAGGACAGAAAAGCUUUGAAGUGGCUCAUCAUCCGACGGAGUUUAGAGGCACUUGCGGUUAUUUCAACUUUGUUUAUUGGACUUAUUAUAAAAUUCACUGUUAAACAGCACUAGCUGCAAUCCCACCAGCAACAGUGCAGUUAUGCAUGUCAUUCUGUAUAGUAGGGUCUUUUUAUACUAGUUCACUUUAUUGCUGUGCAUUAAAAAAAAAUAAUAAUAAUGUACAGACACUGACAAGACAUAUACAACAGCUAAAGCUUGGCUGUCUAAAAUUAUUUGUGUCUGAGGUCAAAACUAGGCUCUCCAUGACUGUACUCACCCAUGGCCAAAUAAAAAAAAAAAGUUUAGGAACCCUACACAUUUUUGGCUGCUGCUCUUCACUCAUGCCUACAUGAACUUUUAUAUGAUUACUAUAACCCUAUUCUAUGAACUUGGUUAAUCUACCCUCCCCCCCAUUAAUUAUACACUUAGAAUAAUGUUGAAUUUGUAAAACGAACUGCAGCAACUUUUGUGCUUCUUUCUUUAAGACCCCUUUCACACUGGGGCCACCCUUGUAAAAAAAAAAAAAAAAAUGCUUUACCGCUUUUUGGCCGCUAGUGGGGCACUUUUAACCCUGCUCCCAAACCGCACCAAAGAUCCUGCUUGCAGGACCCAUUGCAAUGAAUUGGAGGCAGUUUUUAUGCAAUUUAAAGGUGCUAUUUCUAGUGCUAAGAUGCCUGAAAACCGACCCAGUGUGAAGAGCUUAUUCCAUAGUGGUGACUACUCAUUGGCCCAGAUUCAGAUACAAAUGCGUAUCUUUAGGCGGGCGUAGCGUAUCUCCUAUACGCUAUGCCGC
Rana temporaria (common frog) is the source of this 2546-nucleotide messenger RNA. RefSeq names its product multidrug and toxin extrusion protein 1-like. Lineage: Eukaryota; Metazoa; Chordata; Amphibia; Anura; Ranidae. The transcript has 17 exons. Gene Ontology annotation, cellular component: membrane. Gene Ontology annotation, molecular function: antiporter activity; xenobiotic transmembrane transporter activity. Gene Ontology annotation, biological process: xenobiotic detoxification by transmembrane export across the plasma membrane. The coding region runs from base 176 to 1825 and encodes 549 amino acids. The record is from RefSeq and is a predicted model, not a curated record.